GCUGAGAGGAACUGGGCGGGCCAGGCUGACAGGUCCAGCGGCAUAGCCGAGCUGACACUCAUCUCCAGCAUAUAACCCCACUUCAUGGAGCCCCGAAUGUUGUGCUAGUGUUCACGGAGCUCCUGCCACUGCUGUCCCCUGCCUGGCAGGCACUCCAGCCAGGCCAAGACCAUGAGGCAGGUGCCGGCUGUGGCCCUGCUCCUGCUCCUGCUGCUGCUGCGGUUUGGGACUCAGGAGGCUGAGGCAUUAAUUGCCUGCGGGAGCCCGAGGAUGCUGAACCGGAUGGUGGGCGGGCAGGACGCCUUGGAGGGCGAGUGGCCAUGGCAGGUCAGCAUUCAGCGAAAUGGAAGCCACUUCUGCGGGGGCAGCCUCAUCACAGAGCGGUGGGUCCUCACCGCAGCGCACUGCUUCUCCAACACCUCUGAAACAUCCCUGUACCAGGUCCUGCUGGGGGUGCGGCAACUGGUGAAGCCAGGGCCGCACGCCAUGUACGCCCGGGUGAAGCAGGUCAAGAGCAACCCCCUGUACCAAGGCAUGGCCUCUAGUGCCGAUGUGGCUCUGGUGGAGCUGGAGGCACCUGUGACCUUCAACAAUUACAUCCUCCCUGUGUGUGUGCCUGACCCCUCAGUCGUCUUUGAGACGGGCAUGAACUGCUGGGUCGCCGGCUGGGGCAGCCCUAGUGAACAAGACCACCUGCCCAACCCCCGGAUCCUGCAGAAACUUGCUGUGCCCAUCAUUGACACGCCCAAGUGCAACCUGCUCUACAGCAAGGAUUCCGAGUCCAGCUUCCAGCCAAAAACCAUCAAGGAUGACAUGCUGUGUGCUGGCUUCGCCGAGGGCAAGAAGGACGCCUGCAAGGGAGACUCGGGGGGCCCCCUGGUAUGCCUUGUGGGUCAGUCAUGGCUGCAGGCUGGGGUGAUCAGCUGGGGUGAGGGCUGCGCCCGCCGGAACCGCCCAGGUGUCUAUAUCCGGGUCACCUCCCACCAUAACUGGAUCCAUCGGAUCAUCCCAGAACUGCAGUUCCAGCGGGCUAGCUCGGGUGGCCAGAAGCGGGACCCCCGGGGCCAGCAGCCCCUCAGUCGGAACUUUGCACCCUUCCUGGCAGCCCAUGCCAUCCUCCUGGUCCUCAUGGCCCUGCUCACCUUCCUCUGA
Messenger RNA from Balaenoptera acutorostrata (minke whale), 1152 nucleotides. It is a transcript of the gene PRSS27, whose product is annotated as serine protease 27. The record is from RefSeq and is a predicted model, not a curated record. The transcript is spliced from 6 exons. Gene Ontology annotation, biological process: proteolysis. NCBI's taxonomy places the organism in Eukaryota, Metazoa, Chordata, Mammalia, Artiodactyla, Balaenopteridae. Gene Ontology annotation, molecular function: serine-type endopeptidase activity. Bases 172 to 1152 code for a protein of 326 amino acids.